AGGGAAGCAUCGUAGAAUGAAGGAUGAAGGAAUAAGAAUAUGUAAUGUAAAUGGUGCAAAGCAAAUUGAGAAGUUACGACUCACUCCCUUUGUUAUCCACAAACAACACAAGGAAAAGAAAAGAAAGCCAAAUGGUGAGAGUGGUUCCCAUGGCUUCUUCGAUUCGACCCACUCUCUCCUCCCUUAGGUUCUCACCACCGCUUUCUUCUUCUUCUUCUCGUCUCUCUUUCUUCCACCUCCCCUCUCUGUCUCAAUCCCAUAGUUUUGGCCUGAAAGCUUCCAGAGUGAUGAGACAGGAUGGUAACUCCGCCAGAGUCAUGGCAUCGGGGAACGUGCCUCAGUCAGUUGCAGCUGCUUCACCAGAAAAUGUGCUCGAGUGGGUCAAACAGGACAACCGGAGAAUGCUUCAUGUUGUGUAUCGUGUUGGGGACUUGGACAGGACCAUCAAGUUUUAUACAGAGUGCCUAGGAAUGAAGCUCCUCAGGAAGCGGGACAUACCAGAGGAGAGAUAUACUAAUGCCUUUCUUGGAUAUGGGCCCGAAGACUCGCACUUUGUUAUUGAACUGACAUACAAUUAUGGAGUUGACAAGUAUGAUAUUGGAACUGGAUUUGGCCAUUUUGGUAUUGCUGUUGAUGAUGUUGCAAAAGCAGUGGAGCUAAUAAGAGCUAAGGGUGGCAAAAUAACCAGAGAGCCUGGUCCUGUAAAGGGAGGGCGUUCAGUAAUAGCAUUUAUUGAAGAUCCUGAUGGUUACAAAUUUGAACUUAUAGAAAGAGGUCCCACUCCUGAACCUUUGUGCCAAGUAAUGCUUCGAGUGGGUGAUCUAAACCGAUCCAUAGAAUUUUAUGAGAAGGCAUUUGGUAUGGAGCUGCUUCGUACACGAGAUAAUCCAGAGUACAAGUAUACCAUAGCAAUGCUGGGUUAUGGGCCAGAAGAUAAAAGUACUGUUUUGGAGUUGACUUACAAUUAUGGAGUCACUGAAUAUGAUAAAGGAAAUGCUUAUGCUCAGAUUGCAAUAGGCACAGAUGAUGUGUACAAAACUGCAGAAGUAAUUAAACUAGCUGGAGGAGGAAAGAUUACUCGGGAACCUGGACCAUUACCUGGUAUCAACACAAAAAUUACUGCAUGCUUGGAUCCUGAUGGUUGGAAGUCGGUUUUUGUAGAUAAUGUUGAUUUUCUAAAGGAGUUGGAAUAGAAUAUUGAGGUAGAUCAUCGUAGCAAUCUUGUGAGAUCGGUAUCAAAAUCUAUGGCAAAGAAUUGGUAUUCUUUGAAGAAAAAUGUUGGCAUCAGAGUGUAUCAUAUUCAAAUCCGAUUUUGUAGAUAAUGUAAUAAAGACAAUAGCACCAACUCUGUAAGCUGUAGCAAAUGUCUUUUACUAAAUACAAUGAAGCAAGCUUGGGAAACUUAUGUCCUUUAUCUCCA
Messenger RNA from Cajanus cajan (pigeon pea), 1420 nucleotides. RefSeq names its product putative lactoylglutathione lyase, chloroplastic. The record is from RefSeq and is a predicted model, not a curated record. Gene Ontology annotation, cellular component: cytoplasm. NCBI's taxonomy places the organism in Eukaryota, Viridiplantae, Streptophyta, Magnoliopsida, Fabales, Fabaceae. Gene Ontology annotation, molecular function: metal ion binding; lactoylglutathione lyase activity.